AUGCACAGGCUCCCAGUAUUCUCGCACGCUAUUGAUCAGCAGCAGGGGCCGCCAGUUGCUGUGCCGGUGACAAUGACGACGCCGCCAAGCAUGUUCCACCCAGGGUUAUGGAGUGGAGGCGACGGAGGCAUCUACAGUGGAGGCGAAAGUCAGUUCCAUAUGAUCACGAAUCGAGAUGAGGAGUGCCCAAUUUGGGCCAUGCAAGCAGAUGUGAAUGGUUACCGCAGGUAA
Molecule: messenger RNA, 231 nt
Organism: Miscanthus lutarioriparius
Lineage: Eukaryota; Viridiplantae; Streptophyta; Magnoliopsida; Poales; Poaceae
Source: the annotation of a GenBank genome assembly